AUGAAUAUCAUUUAUUUUUUAAUGAACUCCAGAAAAUUAACCAAUGCCACUCCUUCCAUUUUGGCAGUCCUAGACAACACAUGGCUGGCCUACCAAGGAGGCACUCCCACUAUCUGGCUAACCCGAGUUGGGUUAACAACCCAGCCAAGGUCUGUCUUCUUUUAUACCACUCUCUCUUUUUUGUGUGUACUUUUUUCACAUUGUAUUACUCUCUCUCUCUCUCUCUCUUCAGGUGUAUUCCUUCACAUUGUAGCCCCCUCUAUCCAGCUCUUAUCUUUUCUAAUUGUAUCUCUCUCAGGUCUAUUCUCCUCUCUUAUUGCAUUACCCUCACUCUUUCCAGGUCUUUUUUUUUUUUUUUUUAAAUUCUCUCUCUCUCUCUCUCUCAGGUCUCUUCUCUCUCAUUGUAUUUCUGCAUAUCUGUCUCUCUUGCUUUUCAGGUCUGCUCUUAUUUCCCAUUGUAAUUCCCCCUCCCUCUCUCAGGGUCUGCUCUUUUCUAAUUGUAUUUCUCUCUCUCUCUCUCUCAAGUAUGUUCUCCUCUCUCGUAUUUCUGUCUCUCUCGCUUUCACAUCUGUUCUCUCUCAUUGUAUUUCUAUCUUUUUCUCUCGCUUUUCAGGUCUGUUCUUCUCUCAUUGUAAUUCCCCCUCCCUCUCUCCAGGUCUGUUCUUUUCUAAUUGUAUUUCUCUCUCUCUCUCUCAAGUAUGUUCUCCUCUCUCGUAUUUCUGUCUCUCUCUUUCAUCUGUUCUCUCUCAUUGUAUUUCUAUCUUUUCUCUCGCUUUUCAGGUCUGUUCUUCUCUCAUUGUAAUUCCCCCUCCCUCUCUCCAGGUCUGUUCUUUUCUAAUUGUAUUUCUCUCUCUGUCUCUCUCUCUCUCUCAAGUAUGUUCUCCUCUCUCAUAUUUCUGUCUCUCUCUCGCUUUCACAUCUGUUCUCUCUCAUUGUAUUUCUAUCUUUUUCUCUCGCUUUUCAGGUCUGUUCUUCUCUCAUUGUAAUUCCCCUCCCUCUCUCCAGGUCUGUUCUUUUUCUAAUUGUAUUUCUCUCUCUCUCUCUCAAGUAUGUUCUCCUCUCUCAUUUCUGUGUCUCUCUCUGCUUUCAUCUGUUCUCUCUCAUUGUAUUUCUAUCUUUUUCUCUCGCUUUUCAGGUCUGUUCUUCUCUCAUUGUAAUUCCCCCUCCCUCUCUCCAGGUCUGUUCUUUUCUAAUUGUAUUUCUCUCUCUGUCUCUCUGGUCUGUUCUCCUCUCUCAUUCUCUUUUUCGCUUACACAUACAGAUAGAGAAACAUAUCUUUGUAUGUAG
This is a messenger RNA of Acanthosepion pharaonis, 1287 nucleotides long. The record is from the annotation of a GenBank genome assembly. NCBI's taxonomy places the organism in Eukaryota, Metazoa, Mollusca, Cephalopoda, Sepiida, Sepiidae.